AUGGACUCAGCAGAUUCAGACUCGUUUCGCCAAGCCCUUUGCGCACAGGGGCAAAAGCUGGCUCAACAGCAGGAGCAGCUCACGUCCUUGUGCGCCACGCUGAGAGAACUGGCAGCUCGCCAGGACUCAAUGAUGACAUCUUUUUGCUCACAGUUUCAUGAACUACUCUCUCACCUACCACGAGAGGCGCCUGCUGAAGGGACGUCGGACCGAGCCUCUCUCCCGGGUCGACACGCGGACGCGCAACCCCCUGCCAGCACUGCGCCAUCAUGCCUGCAGCUCUCCCGUCCAGAGCGCUUCUCCGGGGAUUCAGGAGACGUGAGACCAUUACUGACGCAGUGUGAGCUGCACUUUGAACUACAGCCAUCGGCUUUUCCGACAGACCGGUCUAAGGUGGCCUUCGUAAUCUCCCAUCUCACGGGACGUGCAGAGGCGUGGGCUACUGCCGAAUGGAGCCGACGUUCAACAGCCUGCUCUUCACUCGUCAGGUUUACACGGGCUCUCGAGCAGAUUUUCCAACACACCGCGCCAGGCAGAGAAGCUGCUAGAUCGCUGCUCAAGCUACGACAAGGGAGGCGCAAGGUAACGGACUAUGCCAUAGACUUCCGCACCCUCGCCGCCGAGAGCGAGUGGAACCCUGUCGCCCUGUCUGACGCAUUUUUUCAAGGACUCUCUGAGUCAGUAAAGGGCCAGCUGAUCAACAUCGACCUUCCGGAAGAUUUAGAUUCCCUCAUCGCGCUGGUGGUAAAAAUCGACAAGCGUCUCACCGAGCUGGACCAGGAGCGGGGACGUCUUCGGGCUCGUUCAUCGCCUCACCGGGGAUGGAGGAGCAGCCCUGAGGAUCGGCCAAGCUACGAACGCCCAACAACCAGCCCGCCUUCCUCUCCUCUUCCUCCUCAGGAGCCCAUGCAACUGGGACGCGCUCAUCUCUCCGCAGAGGAGCGUCUACGUCGACAAAGAGACGGAAGAUGCUACUACUGUGGCCAACUGGGUCAUGUGGUGAGUGCUUGCCACAUCAAGGGGGGCGGAGCACUGCCCAAAAGACCUCUCACGGUGAGUCGAAGCCUGGUGAUAAACAGUCCUGCCCAGCACCAGCCACAGGUUUUCUGCAAGGCGAAAGCCACCUCCCUGCCACCUCAUCGCCCUUACGAUUGUGCCAUAGACCUGCUACCAGGCAGCACCCCCCCUAGGGGCAAAUUAUAUUCCCUUUCACCCCCAGAGCACAGAGCCAUGGAGGACUACGUUAGGGAUUCCCUAGCCACCGGUCUCAUCCGUCCCUCUUCUUCCCCUGCUGGAGCUGGAUUUUUCUUUGUGGAGAAGAAGGAUAAGACCCUACGGCCCUGCAUAGACUACCGGGGUCUCAAUGCUAUCACCAUCAAGAACAGGUACCCCCUCCCCCUCAUCUCCACAGCCUUUGAACUGUUGGAGGGGGCAAAGAUCUUCACUAAACUAGACCUACGUAAUGCCUACCAUCUUGUCAGGAUCAAAGAGGGGGACGAGUGGAAGACCGCUUUUAACACUCCCACCGGACAUUAUGAGUAUCUGGUUAUGCCUUUUGGUUUAACAAAUGCACCAGCGGUUUUUCAGAACUUGGUUAAUGAUGUCCUUCGUGAUAUGCUUAAUGUUUUUGUCUUUGUGUACCUAGAUGACAUCCUGAUCUUUUCCCCCGAUGAGGAGACUCACACCCGCCAUGUCAGCACUGUGCUUCAGCGGUUACUCCAGAACCAGCUGUUCGUGAAAGCAGAGAAGUGUGAGUUCCACAAGCCCUCGGUCUCGUUCCUUGGGUUUGUGCUUGCCGAGGGGGAGGUCAGGAUGGACCCUGAGAAGGUUUCGGCAGUGGCGGAUUGGGCCACUCCCACUUCACGUAAAGAGGUUCAGAGGUUUCCGGGGUUUGCAAAUUUUUAUAGAAAAUGUAUUCGUAACUACAGCACCAUUGCCUCACCCCUGCACGAACUUUCCUCUCCACACAGACCAUUUGUCUGGAGCCAUGAGUGCGAAACUGCAUUUACGAGCCUUAAGAGGAGCUUCACCUCCGCCCCUGUCCUCAUCCUCCCGGACCCCAGCCAGCAGUUCGUGGUCGAGGUAGACGCCUCAGACGUUGGUGUUGGAGCGAUCCUCUCCCAAUUUUGCUCCAAAGAUGGUAAACUACACCCUUGUGCCUUCUUGUCCAAGAAACUCACUUCUGCCGAACAAAACUAUGAUAUUGGUGACCGCGAGCUGCUGGCAGUUAAGGUGGCCCUGGAGGAGUGGAGACACUGGCUGGAGGGAGCCUCCCAGCCAUUUCAGGUCUGGACCGAUCAUAAGAAUCUGGAGUACCUCAAAUCAGCCAAGAGGCUAAAUGCAAGGCAAGCUAGAUGGGCAAUUUUCUUCAGCCGCUUUAACUUUACCCUCUCAUACCGACCAGGUUCCAAAAAUCUCAAGCCUGACUCCCUGUCCCGUAUAUUCACCUGUGACCAAAUUAAUCCUGAACCCAAGACAAUCCUUCCCACGAUAUGCUUCAUAUCAGUUCUUUCAUGGGAGAUAGAGGGUAAGGUUAAGGCGGCAGCCGAUGGUGUCACUGUUCCUCCUGAUUGCCCUGCGGACAAGCUUUUUGUGGUCCAGGCUCUCAGGGGGAAGUGA
Molecule: messenger RNA, 2619 nt
Organism: Solea solea (common sole)
Lineage: Eukaryota; Metazoa; Chordata; Actinopteri; Pleuronectiformes; Soleidae
Exons: 2
Coding region: 1-2619 (872 amino acids)
Molecular function (GO): zinc ion binding; nucleic acid binding
Source: RefSeq, a predicted model, not a curated record